UAAAGCCUCACGCUCUCAGUGUUUUGUGAAUGGUAGCGAGAGGGAGUUGCUGGGGGGAGGAGUUGGACUUCGGCUGACUGACAGAUUCCACGAAACCAGAAAACCUCCACAUUAAAGAGCAAAACCUGAGAAUAUACAGGACACUUGACUGCUGCUGGCUGCCCUGCAACAUCCUAAUGAAAGGAGAGAAAGAGAUCACGACCAAGAUGGACCCGUCUAACGGGCUGAACCGGCCGCUGGACAUCGUCCCGCACACGGAAGUGAAGAUGAAGGACAGGGGACAGUGGAGCAACAAGAUGGAGUUUGUCUUGUCGGUGGCCGGAGAGAUCAUCGGACUGGGAAACGUGUGGCGCUUCCCGUAUCUCUGCUACAAGAACGGUGGAGGUGCAUUUUUCAUUCCCUACCUGAUCUUCCUCUUCACCUGCGGUAUCCCUGUGUUCUUCCUGGAGGUUUCUCUGGGUCAGUUCACCAGCGAGGGAGGAAUCACAUGCUGGAGGAAGAUCAGCCCGCUGUUUGAAGGGAUCGGAUACGCCACUCAGGUCAUCGUGGCUCUGCUCAACUUCUACUAUAUAAUCGUUUUGGCCUGGGGAAUAUUUUAUCUGUCCUACUCCUUCUCCUGGAACCUGCCGUGGUCCUCCUGCAACAACACCUGGAACACCGAAUCUUGCAUAGAAUUUCAAAGACGAAAUGAAUCCAUUGACCAAAGUCACCUUGAGAAUGCAACAUCGCCCGUGAUUGAGUUUUGGGAACGCAGAGUUUUGCGGAUCUCUUCUGGGAUUGAGGAGAUAGGAACGCUGCACUGGGAUCUGGUCCUCUGUCUGUUGCUGGCCUGGGUUCUCUGUUAUUUCUGCAUUUGGAAAGGCGUCAAAUCCACCGGCAAGGUGGUGUACUUUACUGCGACCUUCCCGUAUGUGAUGCUGGUGAUUUUACUGAUCAGAGGGGUCACCCUGCCAGGAGCAUCCCGUGGGAUUCAGUUCUACCUUUAUCCUGACCUGGGACGAUUAGCGGACCCCCAGGUGUGGAUGGAUGCAGGCACGCAGAUCUUUUUCUCGUAUGCCAUCUGUUUAGGUUGCCUCACCGCACUCGGAAGCUACAAUAAAUACAACAACAACUGCUACAGGGAUUCUUUGGCCCUGUGUUUCUUGAACAGCGGAACCAGUUUUGUCGCUGGUUUUGCCAUCUUCUCAAUUCUUGGCUUCAUGUCUUACGAACAGAACGUCCCAAUUUCAGAAGUGGCCGAGUCUGGUCCUGGUUUGGCGUUCAUUGCAUAUCCGCGGGCAGUGUCCAUGAUGCCCAUCUCUCCGCUGUGGGCCUGUUUCUUCUUCAUCAUGAUUGUUCUGCUGGGGUUGGACAGUCAGUUCGUGUGUGUGGAGAGUCUGGUCACAGCUACGGUGGACAUGUACCCGACUUUCUUCCGUCAGAAGAACCGCAGAGAGCUGCUCAUCCUCGUCGUGGCCGUCGUGUCCUUCCUCGUGGGGCUCAUCAUGCUCACAGAGGGUGGAAUGUAUGUCUUCCAGCUGUUUGAUUACUACGCAGCCAGUGGGAUGUGUUUGCUCUUUGUAGCUAUUUUUGAGACCGUCUGCAUCGCUUGGAUAUACGGUGCUAAUCGGUUUUAUGACAAUAUCGAGGACAUGAUUGGUUACCGUCCUGGGCCGUAUAUUAAAUACUGCUGGCUCUUUUUCACCCCAGCCACAUGUUUUGGUACGUUUGCGUUCUCCCUGAUCAAAUACACUCCUCUGAAGUAUAAUAACGAGUAUGUGUACCCGUGGUGGGGUUACGCUCUCGGCUGGCUGCUGGCGCUCUCCUCGAUGGUUUGCAUCCCGCUGUGGGUGGUUUCUAAACUGAGCACAGCCAAAGGUUCACUGAGAGAGCGUUUCCACGAGCUCACCACGCCCUCGCUGGACCUGCCCAAAACCAGACGAGAGCAGGAGAAACUUCAGGCCAUCUUUGCAGCCGACGGCGACGCUCUUCGCCCGACCAAAGACGGGUACACCCCUGUCAGCGAGAAGGAGUCGCACUGUUAGACGGAGCACUGCGUGUGCUUCCGAACCUCCCCGUGAUACCUCACACAGUACUGGCAGCCAAAAACAUUACAACAGACACGCCAGUGUCCACAGCCGGAGAUUUGAAGAGCUUGCACGGAAGAGGGCACGGAAAGCCAGAGUGUGUCAAUAUUAUAGACACCAGAGCAUUGAAACACAAUGUAAUCACACGAUAUUUGAGAGAAAACCUAGGGUUAUGUAGGGUUACUUCUAAUUAAACUCUCAGAUCUAAUUAAACUCUCUGUACCUUUUCAGAAGGUGCACUUUUAGGUACUAAUAUGUACACUUUAAGGUGUGUGCAUACAAUACAAAGGUGUGCUUUUGAAAAGGUAGUGCCCCAGUGACAACUUUUGUACCUUUUUUUUCAGAGAGUGCACAUCUAAUGCAUCUAUAGAUUUCAAUUAAGGCCGUUUUCUCAAAAUGAGCUGUUUCUCCACUUGAGUAGAACGUUUUAUUCCUAUCGAUACUCUGAAGAUUUUUAUAAAGGGGUUUGUUCCUGAUUUUACACAGCAUUUGAUUCCUGAAAACAUGCUGAAAAUGAUUUAUUCUGUCCGUUGACGGCAUUUUCUGAUUCAUGGAGCAAUAAAAACGGAUAUAUCCAUAUCCAAAAUCUCCUCAGUAAAAACAAAACGAAGUGAGAAUUUUAAACCUGGCUUUAGCCAGUGUUCUGGAAGUGCAUGCAGAUUUGUGCAUAUUAUAAAAUACCUCAUUUGCAUGUUUAAACAUAACACUUCGGAAAAACUGUAAUAUAAAACAUGUUUGUAAUUCUUAAUCAACUAAGUAUUGUGAUCUAUUACUAUUUUUUAUUUGAUUUUUUACCUUAUUCACCUGGGGUGUUGCAUUAAACUAAACAUUAAUUAUGCUCUGAUUUGCUUAUGCAUUUUGUGCUUUUAGGAUAUAAUAAACUGCUCUCAGUUAUAUUGACACUUCUACGGUCUAAACUUGGCCAAAUGUGAGCCAAACGGAGCUGUUUUUUGCUGUUUAACUCUGGAGUAAUCAAGGAAUAAGACACUUUUGUUUUUUCACCCUCAUAACGUUCCAAACCUGUAUUUCUUUGACUUUAUUUCUUUGGCAGAACACAAAAGCCCCUGGUCAGUGGUUUUAUUGUGUGCAAAAGUGACUUACAGUUCGGAGAUCUCGUUCUGUGUCUUAAACAUUGGGGUGCACAACACAUUUAGCUAGAUUUUUUUUUUUUUUUUUUUUUUUUUAAUUGGGGAGAUGCUGUUACAAAUUGUUUAAAGGAGUUAAAGACUUAUAGGAAAUAACGAAAAAGAAAGAUAGCAGUAAAAUAACUAGAACCUAUGAAGUAUUUCAAAUAAUUUCCUUUUUUUUUUUCUUUUUUUAUAAAUAUGCAUAUUCAGUCUUAAUCAUAUGUCUGACGUGACUAAAUAAGAUAAUCAUCUCUUUUUUAUUUUUGGCAUUUCCAUCUUGAAAAAAAAAAAGUCAAACGAGUCUGGAAUGACACGAGUCCCAUAAAAAAUAAUUUAUCAUUUUUUUAGGUGACCUCUUUUCCCCGUCAAACCGUUCUGAAAUACAUGUCAGAAACAGAAACUGGUGUCUUUCAGCACUGUUUCAGUUCAAACAAUCAAUGCAUCUGCUUUCUAAGGAAGCAAAUUACUGUUUUGUUUUCGAAUCCAUGUGGAUGUUCAUGGUUUACACAGCGAAGCCUGUGGGGUUUUAUACUCAGAGCCAUCUUGCAUGAGUUAUUAUAAAUGCCUGUGAAGGUUUUAGACGAUACAGGACUGAUAGUAUCACAUGCAUGAUUAUGGUACUGUUUCGAGGUGAUGUGAAACCAUUUUCAGUGUUACACAGGGUCAGUCAUCAUUUUUGUGAGCUUGUUUAAGAAUGUUUUAGGAUAUAAAUCAUUGUAUCUCGUGAUUUUGUAUUUUUGUUGUGAAACUAUUCAAGCAGAGUACGUCUGUCAUGUCGAAUCUAAUCCGUGAUAAAGCUAUUGAAUUUUAACUUCUGCACAAAUCUAUCAGAUUGCAUGUUAAGGACCAAUGGGAUGUAUGUCUUUUCCCUUGUUCUCACUGGUGCAUGUUGUCAUGAUGUAUAUGAAGUGUUGGGAGUGUCCUGUGAAAGCAGACCCCCAGCAGUCUUUGUGUAUAUAAGCUGUACAGAACAGUUGUGUUGGGUUUCACCAGAUAUACUGUAUUUACUUGUGUACAUUACAUCAAUAAAAAGAAACAGCUGUGAGGAA
This is a messenger RNA of Cyprinus carpio (common carp), 4242 nucleotides long. RefSeq names its product sodium- and chloride-dependent GABA transporter 2-like. Gene Ontology annotation, biological process: sodium ion transmembrane transport. The record is from RefSeq and is a predicted model, not a curated record. Lineage: Eukaryota; Metazoa; Chordata; Actinopteri; Cypriniformes; Cyprinidae. Gene Ontology annotation, cellular component: membrane.